Molecule: messenger RNA, 8587 nt
Organism: Leucoraja erinaceus (little skate)
Lineage: Eukaryota; Metazoa; Chordata; Chondrichthyes; Rajiformes; Rajidae
Product: serine palmitoyltransferase 2-like
Exons: 12
Coding region: 460-2151 (563 amino acids)
Biological process (GO): sphingosine biosynthetic process; ceramide biosynthetic process
Cellular component (GO): serine palmitoyltransferase complex
Molecular function (GO): pyridoxal phosphate binding; serine C-palmitoyltransferase activity
Source: RefSeq, a predicted model, not a curated record
UUUUGGUGGUGGUGGUGCUGGAGGAGGUGGAGCAGCCGCCGCCGACUCGGGGUUUGAUACAAGCGGGAAGUGCGGCCAGGCGGACCGAGUAGGACCAACCCCGGGGGGGGACGGGUAGACGAGGAACAAAUCCAGUCUUUGGGUGGAGCAACCCCAGGGCGGACCGAGUAGGAACAACCCCCUUCCCCCCGGCGGACCGAGUAGAAGCAACCUGGGUCCAGGGCGGACCGAGUAGGAACAACCUCCCUCCCCCCCCGGCGGACCGAGUAGAAGCAAUCCUGUGCGGAACAACGGUCCAGGGCGGACCGAGUAGAAGCGACCCCAAGCCCCGGACUGAGUAGAAACAACCCAAGGCGGACCGUGUAGGAGUAACUCCCGGGCCGGACUGAAACGGGGCGGAGCGGCUACGAGCCGUGGGGGAGGAGAACUACAACUAGCUGAGGGGAAGAGGCCGGCGGCAUGGAGAGCAAGCUGGCGCCCAACGGGGACAUUUACAGCACGGUCAACGGGUUCAUGGAGAAGGCGCACUCGGAGAGCAAAGUUGCAGGCCGGAGGAAUGGCUUCGCUAAGCCGGCCUUUGCUCAGAAUGGACAGAGUCAUCAUAUUGCACAGAAUGGAGGUCUGUGCCAAAGGCCAUUUAAUCAAUACUUUGAGGAGACCCCUAUGCUUGUUGCUGUACUGACCUACAUGGGUUACGGAAUUCUUACGCUGUUUGGCUACCUCAGGGACUUCCUGCGGGAGUGGAAGAUUGAAAAAUGUCAUCAUGCCACCGAACGCGAAGAACAAAAGGAUUUUGUACCUUUGUAUCAAGACUUUGAAAAUUUCUACACCAGAAACCUGUACAUGAGGAUUCGAGAUAGCUGGAACCGACCCAUCUGCAGUGUCCCCGGAGCAAAGUUUGAUGUAAUGGAGAGAGUUUCCUAUGACUAUAACUGGACAUUUAAAUUCACUGGCAAAAUCAUCAAAGAUGUCCUCAACAUGGGUUCAUAUAAUUACUUGGGCUUUGCUGAACGCCGUGGCUUCUGUGCCGAUGCAGCAAGAAAAUCAACUAUCCAGUACGGAGUUGGUAUUUGUAGCACACGCCAAGAGAUCGGUAACCUUGACAAACAUGAAGAGCUGGAAAAAAUGGUGGCUCGGUUCUUGAGAGUUGAAGCGGCCAUGGCGUUUGGCAUGGGAUUCGCAACAAACUCAAUGAAUAUCCCUGCUCUUGUUGGCAAGGGUUGUCUGAUCUUGAGUGAUGAACUCAAUCAUGCAUCAUUAGUGCUUGGAGCCAGACUUUCCGGAGCCACCAUCAGGGUUUUCAAACACAACAAUAUGCAGAGCUUGGACAAAUUGCUUAAGGACGCCAUUGUUCACGGGCAGCCUCGGACACGCCGGCCGUGGAAAAAGAUUCUCAUCAUAGUCGAGGGAAUUUACAGUAUGGAAGGCUCCAUUGUCCGUUUGCCCGAGAUAGUGGCUUUAAAGAAAAAGUACAAGGCUUAUCUGUACCUGGAUGAAGCUCACAGCAUCGGAGCUCUGGGGCCCACAGGCCGCGGUGUAGUGGAAUAUUUUGGUGUCAACCCCAAGGAUGUGGAUGUCAUGAUGGGAACUUUCACCAAGAGCUUUGGCGCAGCUGGUGGAUACAUAGGUGGGAAAAAGGAGCUUGUGGAGUAUCUUCGUUCACACUCUCACAGUACGGUCUACGCUACAUCAAUGUCUGCGCCUGUUGUGGAGCAGAUCAUCGCCUCCAUGACCUGCAUCAUGGGAGAAGACGGCACAACUCUGGGUCAGAACCGGGUUCAACAGCUGGCGGAGAACACUCGUUACUUCAGAAGAAGACUGAAGGAAAUGGGAUUCAUUAUCUAUGGAAAUGAUGAUUCACCAGUGGUGCCUUUGAUGCUCUACAUGCCAGCCAAAAUUGGUGCUUUUGGGCGAGAAAUGCUGAAAAGAAACAUUGGAGUGGUGGUGGUUGGAUUUCCUGCCACCCCCAUCAUAGAAUCUAGAGCCAGGUUUUGUGUAUCUGCUGCUCACACCAGAGAGAUGUUGGAUACCGCUCUAAAGGUGAUAGGAGAGGUCGGUGACCUCCUACAGUUGAAAUACUCGCGACACAAGUUAAAACCUUUAAUUGACCAUUCAUUCGAGGCAACUACCUACGAAGAAAUCGAGGAUUGAACAAUGCCCUGGUUAGACAAGCACUCGCACGUCCAAGUCUCUGUUUCCAGUUCGUUAUCACUCUGCUGCUUUUGUGCUUUGAAUUUUCACACCUAUUUAUAUAUUUUUUUAAAACCUAAACCGAAGUCAAGAGGCUUUGAAUGUGCCCUUUCACUGAUUCCAUUGGUGUUGCAUUAACAGGAUGUGUAUACAGGCUCUCAGCAUCACUUUUACUAAUGAGACAUUAAAACCGACGGAGAUUGAUCAGAGUUUGUAACCCCCGAGCCUUGCCAAAUGUGAUCAGCAGUGCAAGUCAAGCAAGGUGGUGUCGUGGCAAAAUGGGUCUGCCUGCUCACAGCCAUGAAAUCCUUGGAGAUGAAUCUCGUCGUUAACCGUUUUAUGAUUUCUCACCACCUACCCUCCCCAGCCAAAAAAAAAAAAAGGCAAUUCAACGAGUACACUUUAAAUACUUCACUCUUGUUGCUCUUUUAAAAUAUGUCUUGCUGAACGUGUCAAUUAUAAUUACAAUUUGCAGGAAUUUGUUUGGCAGGGGAGGGAUGGCUGGCCAGGGAAAGUCUAAAUCUAUUUAAAAUAUCCCAUACCUAAAUCAUUGUGACGUGUUUUUGUUCGUGCACAAUUGGAAAAGAAAGAUCGAGAACUCCUGAGCCUGAAGCUGGUGCUGGCUAGGAUUACCAAAUGAUUCACUCUUCCUUGCAAGUCUUGAUGCUUGUGUGUCUAAAGCUAUCUUGAUGUGUGUCUGCAAAAUCAAUGUUAUGCUAUCCUCCACUUUACAAAAGACAUGCUGGUCGGAAUUGGGGUUUGAAUUUACUAUGGUUUUCUACUAUGCAGUUUAAGUUUAAAAUGGGCCAUCUUUGAAGGUAAUGUGGCAGAAUUAUUUUCUUAUUUUUUAGUAGAAAUAAUGAGCAUAUGUAACGACCUCAAUCUCAAUGUUUCAAGCUAUUGAUAUUUUUAAAUGAUGUCGACAAAUGGUUUGUUCCAAUUCAGACAUGAUUUGAUCCAUCUGUCCACUAAAAGCGAAGUCAUCCAGAAAACAGGAUGUUUACUCUUUUCCCAAUUCUGUAGCACUCCACAUCAUGCCAUUGACGAAUUUGCUGCUUCUUUACCUUCUCUCCUUUCCAAAGUUUCAGAAUACCAGAAGUGCCUGAACCCCCUGAACUGAAUUUACUCAAUUCUUUCGAAUCAUGUUUUUAGAAAACGGCAAGAACAAAAAUCAAAGAUAGUCACAUUGGGUCCAGUUAUAUCAGAGUGUGUGUGUGUGUGUAUUUUCUCAGCAAACUUUCAAUUUGCUGUCUUCCAUAAAUCCUUCAUUAAAUACUCCCCACAGCACGGCAGUGAAUGCCCCCUGUGUUGGCAUGGCAAAGCAAAUUGUUUCUAGGGUACUUGCCCAAUGUGUUCUGAACUAGCUAGUCCAGGCCUGAAUCGUCCUUGCUACGCGACUGUUUUUUGCUUCACUGGGUCUCCUCGGCUGUGCAGGGAAAUUAGAAAGUGAUCAGUAGUGCCAUCAAGUGACCCCCCCCCCCCCCCCCUUCCCCCCUCCUGAAGUAUGUUGGUUUGUUUGUGGGCAGAAUAAAAAUCAUGCAUUCGAUUGGCAAUGUUUGCUUCUCGAGCGCAGAGACUGGUGUUGGGUCUGAGAAAAGGCACCUCCCACUGAACAGAUACAAACAGAUACACAUAAUCUAUGUCUCUAGAACUAGGGGAAUACAGAUGGAGAAGAAUAUGUUUUUUUAGGUAAUAUGAUUGGUCAAUUUGAUGCCUGAACCAGUGGAAUAAAAUGGACAUUUUUCUUCCAAAAGUGCAAGUUAAGAUUUCAUGAGAGAUCUGGUUUGGGAAUCCUGUCCAUUUGUAACUCCGGCAUUUUACUACUUUUGACUAGGGCUUUCUAAUCAUUCUCCUUUGAUUCUGCUUUGUUUUUGCUCUUUCCAAAUCAAAUUGAACACUUUUUUUUAAACAAAUCUCACCUGAAACUUUUUACGGUUGAGCAUCUCGACAGAGCACAAAUUACUGUGACAUUUUUGCACUAAAUUGCACAGAUUUGGAUUGGUGGUUCUUUUAUUGAGUAAAUCUGCUAUUUUGGUUCAGGUGGAGGGCAAAGAAAAGCAUCAAAUCAUGGUAACCAAAUGUAGAGUUAUUUUGUGGAAUAUGGCAUUUUUCUUCAAGAAAGGAAAGCGUUACUAUCAUGUUAACCAUUUGUGAGAUGGCUGAAAUCCAGCAAUGUUUUGAGCUGAAUUGUCACUUGGACGAUUUAUGUGAUUAUAUAUUCUAAGUUUGCUUUUGUUUUUAUGCAAGUCUGUAUCAUUCCAUGUACCUAACAAACUGCAUAAUUGUAAACUCGCUCACGUGCCUUUCCCCUUUGUCCCUUGUUUGAAGAGUGUGAAGAUCUAGAUAUUGGGCCUUGUGAAUCAUGUCUUUGUUCAGUUCAUGACCAGAUCUCUCUCUGCAAGCAAAGUUCCAUCCCAGACAGCUGUUCAGAGCCAUUCGAAAUAUUGUCUUAUACUGUAAAUAGUCCCAACAAAUUCUAACCUUCCUCCAACUGCAUCUUUACUUUAUUAUUUGUACUGUCUCUUUUCUGUAGCCUACAUUGCUUUUUAGUGGGCUUUCUUUUUAUCCUUCUGAAGGAUGGCCGUGAUGGACUUCAAUUUUGCUUCCCUCCCUCCUUCUUAUCCAGAGAGAGAAAUGCCCUAUUUUCAGCUGAGGGGUAGAGACACCACCUGCUAUGGAACUGGAAUUGGAAUGUAAAUUCCACUUAAAGUAGAGCACUGUUCAUUGUUCUCAUCUGUACCGAAGGUCUGUUUUUGUUGUUGUAUGAAUUCCAUGUGUUAUAAAACUGUAGGUGUCUGUUGAAGGACAUUUCAGCGUACCUUGGAAUGAGCUGUUACUAUGUAGUGUAGGCUUGCUUGGAUUUGAUUCAGGUUUUCAAAAGCUCAAAUAAAUAAAAUAACUCAGCAAGCAUCCAAAUGCCAGGAAGCAUCCAAAUGCUUGAGCAUUUUACUGGUAUCAUUAUUUGUUUAAAAAAAUAACUCCACUUCCGCACUUCUGUGUUCAAUACACAUCCGAUAUUGAACAGGUUCUGAUGUUCUGCCAUACAUCCAGUCUUCAAAUCUUCUGUACCCAUAACUUUUGGAAAAUACUACUCAAAUAUAACAGUGAAAAGAGCACUUUUUCAGGUAGGUAGAUAGCCAAGCUGGUUAAAUUAUGCCAGUCCACGAGUGUGUAAAACAUAGUUAGAAGAACUGAUCAUAUUCCAAUGAUAAGACAAACUCCAUGAGUGCACAUACCAGCAGCUGGAAGAAAUAUCUUCUGCCAAUACUCAUAUUUUUGCUCUGCACUCUGGUUACAUUUGCUGCACUGUUUCAGUGUAUGCUGAUCCUAGGAAUCAGUCUCCCACUUAUAAUGUGACUGGUGGUGUUACUUCGAGAUUCAGAGGGUUUCAGUAUUCUUGCUAUUAUUGUACAUGAACAUUUAAUGAAAAAAGCGUUCAAUCUUAUUAUAAACCUUUAGGCCUUUUGAUAUCUUGGCAUACUUGCAAAUGAUUCUCUGUGAUUUCAUGGAAUAUUUUCAUAAAUGUAAGCUUUUGUUAUUAUUUUGUACUUGUACAUCCAAAAUUUAUUCAUGACCAUCAAUUAGCUUUGACUUUAAGCCUGUAAAUCAUGGUGUCUCAGUCCUCGUUCUAUGUAGACGUUAAGCUCACGAGUGCAGUUAUGUUUGGCUGUAUGAUCAGGAUACUGCCAACUUGAGACAAGUCAGUAGUUGUACUGAUUCCUACUGAUACUCAAGGCAGUUAUGAAAGACCAUACAGAGGCCUUUGUUCAAGCCCAUGGCACUCUCAGUAUGCAGGCAUUUUUUUAUAUGUUAAAUAAAUCUUUUAAUACCGCUAUGUUUAAAGAAAAAGCAAUUACAUUUGCUGGGAAAUACCACUCACUUUGCAAGGAGUUGAGCUGAUGGAAUUUAAGUAAUGUAAAUGGCAGUCUUCUGCGUGCCCUCGUCUUCUAUACAUGCAAGGGUGGGUUUUUUCUUAUUUAAAGAUGACUUUUAUUUCCUGAAGGUGCAUUUGUAGAGAGCAUUCUCUCAAUCUCAGCCAGGCUGUAAUGAAAAGGGAGGAGAAAAAUGGUACAUGCUCAUCUCAUGCAGGCUCGACGAAACUGUAUUGAGGUAACACGGCCACUGUCUCCUCCAAUGAAUGGUCAUGGUCUGAGGUGUUUGUGGGAGUGCAGCAAAUAAUGAAAUAUAGAUUCUUUUUUAAAGUUAUACACUGGUGUUUAGGAGUAACUGGAGCUUUGAAAGUUUUAAAUGCACUUAAACCCAGGUUUGUAAUAUUGAUUCUUUUGUAACUUUGCGCAUUGCAGCAAAGUGGGUUAUUCUUGUAACAAACUGUUGUUAUUUCACAAACUGGGGCGAUCAUUUUUGUUUUCCUUUUGGUAACGUUUUGGUGCCAGAUUAAGGUUCCCAGGAGCUGGUUGCUCGACUGGGUUUGCACACUUUGGACAUUGAAGGACUUUUCCUGAGACCAUCGUUAAACAAAGAUGCUGCUCUGUUCUUAAAGCUAAAGGGGUCAGUAUGGGUACAGUAAGGUGAAGUAGUGCUACGCAUUGGAGGUGCCAGGUAACUAAUGGACCCCUGGAGUUCAAUUGAUUUUCUUUUUUUUUUUUUGAAUGAGGAUUUAAGAACUUGAUUGCUGUCUGCUUUAACACCAGACAUUCAGCAUGGGUAUUACACACCAAAUAUUGCCCAAUUUAGUGUUGGAAGGAACUGCAGAUGCUGGUUUGCACCAAAGAUAGAUACAAAAUGCUGGAGUAACUCAGCGGGUCAGGCAGCAUCUCUGGAGGAAUGAAUAGGUGACUUAUUGGGUUGAGAACUGUCUGAUGAAGGGUCUAGACCCGAAACGUCACCCAUUCCUUUUCUCCAGAGAUGCUGCCUGACCCACUGAGUUACUCCAGCAUUUUGUGUCUGUUGCCCAAUUUAGUGUUGGUUUUGAGAGAUUGGCAUUGACUGCUGUUGAGGCAAGUGUUAUCACUUGAGUAGCUAACCUUAAAGUGCAUUUCCAUGUUGCUAAAGUAGGACAAAUUAAAUAUUUCUUGAGGGACGGCAUAACUGAAUAAUGCACCAGCUGACCUAGUACUUGGAGACUGAAAGAACUGUUAUAAUUUAUGCGUUUUGCUGUUCAAAAGUAGACGGGCACAUUUGUGGAUGAAUUUCUAUGCCAAUCCAGUUCCUACUUGUCUGAUUUGACCUCCAGAAAUAUUCCUUGAGGUUUUUGUUCCCUUUUCACAAUGUAGAAAGAGGACUAUUGAAAAAGCAUCAUAUCAAAACAUGCAAACUACAGAUGAGGUGCCACUUCAUGUCAUUGUUCAAACUUCUAAAGAAAUCUAAACGUCCAUUCUGUAAAGCUGUUUUUUAAUUGAAUCAUACCUUUAUGUAAAAGUCACCCGCGUGUGUUAAAUGCAGUAGGAAGGAACUGCAGAUGCUGGUUUAGAUCGAAGAUGGACACAACAUGCUGGUGUAACUCAGCGAGACAGGCAGCAUCUCUGGAGAUGAGGGAAUGGGUGGUGUUUUGGGUCGAGACCCUUCUUCAGACUGAAGGGUCUCGACCUGAAAAGUCACCCAUUCCUUCUCUCCAGAGAUGCUGCCUGUCCCGGUGUUACUCCAGCAUUUCAUCUAUCUUUGUGUUAAAUGCUGUGUACAUAGCAUCAUGAUAUCUGACCAGAUUAAAACAUGAUUUUGUUAUUGUUAUAAUCAUGACCGCAUAGAUUUUGACAUGUAAUUAUCGAGGUCCAAUCUCCAAAGCAAUGUGCAGUUACCCAAGCACAGUGUAUGUUUGUGAAACUUAAUGAAAGAUAAUUUGGCUCAUAAUUAAAACUGCAAUAAAGUUUCUCAAGGCUUGAGAAAUGUUUACAUGAUUGUGGGAUUUUCUUUCACUUGUUUUCCCCCCAAUAUUGAUGACUGCACUUUGUAUUGUAUGACUGCGCAUUGAUAUGUUUUUUAAAAGGUCUCUCAAUUAUGUCGAAGGACUACAAAACAAACCCCAUGUUUGUGGAGACUUGCAAUCCCGUUAGCAGCAGUCAAGGGUGGCAUUCCAGCAAUCAGUGCUUUCAAUUUAGUUUGUUUCUGAAUGAUCUUGGUUGUAACCGGGAAAUAUCAAAUUUCAGUGCGUUUGUAAAUGCAAGUGAUAUCACUUCACGUUGUUGUCGGUACAUAACCUGCCCUUUUGUACACAAGAUGUUAUAAAUGUACUUUUUUGACAGUACUCCCCGAGUAAAGUAAUCUUUGUAUUGAAGUCUCAUCAGUCUUUUAUCUUGAAUCUUGCAAACUCCAUUGGUAUAUGAAGGUGUACUUUAUCCAUGCAUGUUAUUAACAUGCAUAAUGCUGUUGACACUGGAGAAUCAAUAACUUGCUUAAAAUAAUAACUGAUUGUAAAAUGUUCCCAAUAAACAACUUUCCA